UGUUGUACCAAUGGUCAGAAAGGCUUAUUUUGACAAAGGUUAAAGUCAAUUUUUUAGGGAAUAAUAAUAAUGUCGCGCAUAUUUCUUUCCUACGUGGGUCUACUUUCUUUGGGGUGGAAUGUGGCUUGGGGUGCAAACGAGACAAGUGGGAUAUACACGAGUCCAGGGUAUCCCAGUCCAUUUCCAUCCUACUCAACCCAGAACACCAGAAUAGAACUGCCAGGCACAAAUACCACCGUUUUCUUACAUUUCGAGAAACUAGAUUUAAGAUCUACCAGUAGUAGCAAUCCGGCCUUAUUAAGGGUGUACGAUGGGACUUCAUCAAGUUCUGAAAAAAUAGCAGAGUUUACGGGAAACACAGUCUCAUUUGACGUCGAAUCUACAACCAACAACAUGUACUUGACUUUUAGUUCUAAUUCUUAUCCUGGUGCGGCGGGGUCUGGAGUUUACGCGACAUACACUACUGUCAAUAAUCACUACAAUCUUUCCGAUGGAACUGGCUCAAUUUCAACGCCAAAUUAUCCCAAUCCAUAUCCGGAUUCAGAAGUCAUUCACUGGACUAUCCGACAACCCACAUAUGCAUUCACAAGGGUAGAAAUUCACGAUUUUGAAACCGAAGAGUGUUGUGAUAGUUUGUCCGUUCGAAACGGCCCGACUUCUUCUUCAGCUGAAUUGCAGUUACUUGCCGGCGACAAUGGUUACACCCCGUUCACCUUCAUGUCCACCGAGAAAGCUAUCUUUUUGCGCUUUAUAUCAAAUGGAUUUUCAAGUGGGAGGGGCUUCAAUGCGACAUAUCACCCAGGUUUUCGUUACAUAUUGGGAGGCUCCUCUGGAGAGGUUAAAUCGCUCAAUUUCCCCUCCAACUACACCACUUACCUGGCUGAACAGUGGGUUAUCACUGUCCCCUUUACAAACAUGAGCGUCCUAUUGGAAUUCAAAUCAUUUGAUACAGAGCUUGGUGAUCUCCUCACGAUUCGGAAUGGGGAUAGGGAUACGAGCCCGAUUGUCGGACAGUACUCGGGUAGCCAACUUCCCCCCAUUUACAUUUCUUCCGCUAAUAAACUUUUUGUAAGUUUCGUUUCUCGGGAUGGAGCGACAAAUCGCGGAAUUUUUGCGACUUAUUUAGCUGUUUACCGCUCGGACUACACAACGACGACCCAAGCACCCAUCUGCACGGAGGAUGGCGUUUAUCGAAUCCCGUUUCCCGGAUUUUGCGAAAAAUACUAUCAAUGUGUAAAUUACCAUGCGUACGAACAGUCUUGUGCACCGGGUAUGUUCUUUGACCCUGCAAUGUCGGAGUGCAACUUUGCCGACUUGGUUGACUGCCCUUGGUUCACGACCUUCCCAACGACGGAACCUUCAGUCUGUCCACCAGACGGGAUAGAAUUCAUCCCUAUCCCAGGGGACUGUACAUCUUAUAUUUUGUGCGCCGAGGGCAUUCCACAAGUACAGGGUGCCUGAAUGGUACCCUCUUCAACCCGGUAACGAGACGGUGCGAGCCUGCCGAGAACGUUGAGUGCGAAAUCAUCUGUCCAGAAGAGGGCGUUGUAAAUGUUCCAAAACCAGGAUCAUGCGUCGAGUACGUCAUGUGCGCGGAGGGUACCCCAAUCCCUCAACGGUGUCCGGAUGGCACACUGUUCGAUCCUAUCGAUUUGCGAUGCAAGCCAGCAGAUGAAGUAGUUUGUCAAUAACUUUCCCUUUGACAUUUCUUUUACUACUUUAUUAAAGGAGAACACUACAGAAAAAUUGACCUGUAAGUUCCCAAAAUUUCCGCAUUUGUGACAACUUUAAUUUUGUGUCAAUUUUUUGUCAUUAUCCAUUUUGCGAAUACUUAUGCAAUAAAUACACAUAUAUGUAUGCAAUCAAUA
This is a messenger RNA of Folsomia candida, 1868 nucleotides long. RefSeq names its product tolloid-like protein 2. Bases 70 to 1461 code for a protein of 463 amino acids. NCBI's taxonomy places the organism in Eukaryota, Metazoa, Arthropoda, Collembola, Entomobryomorpha, Isotomidae. Gene Ontology annotation, cellular component: extracellular region. The transcript has 9 exons. The record is from RefSeq and is a predicted model, not a curated record. Gene Ontology annotation, molecular function: chitin binding.